AUGGAGUCUUCGCCUCCAAGGAGCAGUUUCGCUGCUCCUGUGGCAGGUGUGAAGCGUCCUGCGUCUCUGCUGCCUGCUUUUGAGCCAUUGAGCUCCUCUCCCUCACUUCCUCGCCCACAGAAGCGUGUAGCACGCGACAAUCAUGGCAUUGUCUCGACUUAUCCUACGCCGGUGCCGACCUCGUCGACCCAUAUCAUGUCCUCGUCCCCCCCUCGAAUGACCCUGCCUCGGACGGCCUCCCGGCGUACCUUAGCCUCGUCCAGCUCCGAACGAGCCCCUCUGUCUGACGUCCCGACUAUAAUGCUCUCGGAGAGCGGAGAGCCCGUCCUGAUGGGGAGAUCGAGUGCCUCGUGCCAUCACCAACUCGCUGCCAACCGUAUGAUAUCACGGGUACAUGUCAAGGCCAUCUAUAAGCCAGCAAGCAAUCCUUUCGACUCAGGCAGUGUGGAGAUCAUGUGCAUGGGGUGGAAUGGAAUAAAACUGCAUUGUCAGGGGAAAACAUAUGACUUGGCUAAGGGGAAGACCUUUACUUCAGAUAUUAAGGAUGUUGACAUCAUGAUUGAUGUCCAUGACGCCCGAGUGCUGGUCCAAUGGCCUCGAAAUGACCGGAAGGACUAUGCAUCGACCGACUCAGAACAGACCUGGGAGGAGACUACACCCAAACGUGCCGCACAGUCCCGUCAAAGCCUUCAUGAAAGCCCUAAUGUUGAACGGCAGCGUUUGGCGUCUCCUGUCUCGCCGUCACCUGCGACCAAGUCUUUGGUGCCCCCAUCCUCGCCCUUGUAUACCCCAACUCGCUCGCGGAAUGCAGUAGUUGUAUACGAAGAUGAGGCUUCUCCUGUUCGUCGCAACAACACUGAAGAUGUGCUGGCCCAAGACACUCGGAAGUCUUCAAUUGUCGAGGACAUUUUCCAGAGCUCCCAGUCCAGCGACUUGAGUGACCUGAGCAGACAAGAUGAAUUUUCAGACCAUGACGAGGAAAAUGACCCUAUCAUCCACUCCUUUGGGCCAUUUGGUGACAACCUCCUCCCUCGCAUGGCCUCCUUUACUGCAGAUGAAUCACCUCUCCGGCCUGCACGCCCCCGCAACCAAGCUUCAGCCCCUCUCCAGUCUAGACAACAGUUGAAGUCGAGCGAGUCCGUUGAAAGCCUGACAACCAAGCUGGAGCCCCUUGAUGAGAGCUUUGAACGCGUGCAGAACCAUGCCGUCAAUCAAUUGGCCUUUUCACGUCUCUCGUCGACGCCAUUCUCAACCAUUCUGAACAACCUUCCUCCCACCCUGUGGAAACGGGAUAGCCAUCACAGAGAGGGCCCAUCCAAAGACGAGAUCCGCGCCAUCUUAGAUACCACCAAGUGCAUUGGCAAGGUUGCACGGGAAGGAAAGGACGCUGCGGGAAAGCCUUUGGAAAGCGAAUAUUAUUAUAUCCCUGACUAUGAUGAGGAUGAUAUGCGACGCGAGGCGGUCGUGCACGAUCUCCGAAAGCCAGGCCUCCGUAACUGCCGCAAGCAGCAUAAGCAUGUGUUCUGGGGCGAUCUCCGUCUUCAGAAUGAGAGAGUCUGGGCUGGCGAGAGUGAUGUCUUCCCAGUCAGCAAAUCUCUCGAUUCAGCCCUGAAGAAAAAUACCGCUUUCAUCAAGCGUCUCCGCACCGGAAUCAACGCCGCUGCCCAACAAACCUUCCUGACCGAUAUCCGCACGCUGUCGCUACACAAAUAUCUUUCGGAAAUCAUCUCCGCCUGCUACGAAGGUCUCUGCAAGCUCAAGUCGCCCGGGGAAAUUGCUACAGGGGUCGAGAUUACAAGCGCACUGCAUCAGCGGUUCGGACCUAAGGAAUUCACUCGCCAGAUCGGAUGGCUGCUGGGACGGGGCUUGAGUACACCGGAUAAGGGACAGCUGAAGGCGCUUAGCCAGGAGGUACGCGAGCGCGAGGAGAAGGAACGGUUGUCGCGGCAUCGGGUGUUGUUGAGGGUAGUUACGGAGCUGUGGUUGGUGGGGGUUCUCAAGACGUUGGAUGAUAUCGAGAAACCGGAUGAUGUUGGGGCGAAGGGCAAGGAUGGGGUUGUUGGGCUUGGUGGUAAGGCGAUUGAUGGGCCGGUGAAGAGAAUUGCCCCGUCAGCUGGUAGAGAUGGCGAUAGGGAACCGGAACCGUUUCCUCUGGAAGUGUUGAAGGACCUUCUGGGACACGAUCGCGAUCACUCGAAUCUGCCUCUUGCCGUUCUUUUCGUGAAGAGCUUUAGUUGGGAUGUGCUGGGUGUGAAGAUGGUUGAGGAGGGCAGGAAAACUGUGGAAGCUGAUGGCGCUACAACGAGUGCUCCGGCGGAGGCUGUUAAUGGCGGCGACGAAGGCGCAGAGCAGAUGCCUGACGCGGACAAUGAUCCUCCGUUGACGCCGGAGAAGGUUCAGCUUCGGUUCAAGCACAUUCUCAACCGGUACCUGGAGGAUGUCAAGGCGCAUGUUGUUCGCGACCAGAGAGCGUUGGCUGCCCAGAGCCGCCGCAACGCCGAAGCCUACGUGAAAAGCGGUGAAAUCUUCGAAGACCGCCAGGCCAACUUUGAGAGACAGACCAAAUCGCUGGAGAGGCUGGUUGCCAACACCCAGGUCUUGUGUGAGGUUCUGGGCGUGGAAAUGCCAGCCUUGGCUGAGAAGGAGGCCGCUGAUGCUGGGGCGGGUGGUGGUAUCGGCCUGGUGAAGGCUAGCGAGUACUUGCGUGGUCAAGGCGAGGGCGCCGGCAUCUGGGAGGACGAAGAGGAAAGGCGCUUCUACGAGAACCUGGUCGACCUUAAGGGUAAAGUGCCGGCGGUGCUGCUGGAGGAUGGCAAGAAGAAAAAGACCGAGACCGAUGAGGCAGGGAAGAAGAAAGCAGAUGGUGAAGGUGCUGAAGCAGAAAAAUCAGAACCUACUGGACAAGUCCAACAAGCUGAGGAGAAGCCUGCCGCGGACGCCGACGAUCAGUCUACAGCUAUCGCAAGCAAGACCGUCGGAGCUCAGGUGGACGCACUUCUUGCCAAAUUGCCCGAUCUGCAGACCAAGGAUCAGGUUGACCAGCUGGCGCUAGACUUCUGCUUCCUUAACUCGAAAGCAUCGAGAAACCGGCUCAUCAAGGCGGUUUCGGAUGUUCCCAAAGGCCGUAUCGACCUUCUGCCAUUGUACUCUCGUCUGGUUGCAACCCUGGGGCAGUAUAUGCCCGAUAUUCCUCAGGGCAUUACCACGUAUCUUGAUGAGGAGUUCCGAAGCCUCCAGCGCCGAAAGUCGAAGGAGUUCUUGGGGCAGGUCCGCAUGAGCAAUGUCCGUUAUCUCGCGGAGCUGACCAAGUUCGGGGUGGUUCCGGAGCACAUCAUCUUCCAUUGCUUCAAGGUCUCGCUGGAUGACUUUUCCCGCAUGAACAUCGAAAUCAUCGGGCAUCUCUUGGAGAACUGUGGACGUUAUCUGCUCCGGAAUCCCGACACCUCUCCACGAAUGGCCUCUUUCUUGGAGACUCUCGGGCGGAAGAAGACCGUACAGCAUCUGGGUCAGCAAGAGCGGAUGAUCAUCGAGAAUGCCGUCUACUACGUCGACCCGCCGCCGCGACCUGCCAUUCAGCAGAAAGAGCGCACGCCCAUGGAGUCUUACAUCCGGAGGAUAGUCUAUCUGGACAUGAACAAGCGCAACUACACCAAGAUUCUCAAGUCGAUCCGAAAGCUUCACUGGGAAGAACAGGAUGUUGUCGACAUCUUGGAGCGUGUCUUCAGCAAGCCGGUCAAGGUCAAAUACGGCAAUAUCCACCUUCUCGCCAUCCUUGUCAGCGCCCUUUACAGGUAUCACCAGGAUUUUGUCAUUGGUGUCGUGGACAACAUUCUGGAGCAGAUCACGCUGGGUCUGGAGCAGAACGAUUUCAAGUUCAACCAGAAGCGUGUCGCUGAAGUCAAGUACCUGGGAGAGCUCUACAACUACAAGAUGAUUGAUUCGCCAGUGAUCUUUGACACCCUGUAUCGCAUUGUUACCUUUGGUCAUGAAAACGGCACGCCGAUGCCCGGAAAGAUCAAUCCGCUCGAUCUGCCGGACGACUUCUUUCGUGUUCGCCUGGUCUGCACACUCCUCGACACCUGUGGCCACUGUUUCGACCGGGGCUCUGCAAAGAAGAAGCUUGAUUUCUUCCUGACUUUCUUCCAGUACUACAUGCACACGAAGGAUCCUCUACCCAUGGACAUUGAUUUCCUCGUCCAGGACACCUUCUCGAUGACUCGCCCUCAAUGGAAGCUGGCAGCUGAUCUGGCCGAGGCCACGCAGAUCUUCAGUGACGCUGUGGCACAGAACUUCAAAACGCAAGAUGCCGAGAGACCUGCCGAGCCUGACGAGGAUGAUGCCGAAAGCAGCUCGUCGGAUGAAGGUCUGGAGGAGGAUGCGAUCCCUGAAGCGGAAGAAGACCAGGAAUCCAGCGAUGAGGAAGUGUCCGGUCCGAACGAGCAAAAUGGCGAUAGCGAGUCUGAAGACGAAGAAAUCUUUGUGACUCGACAAGAAGAGGAGCGCGACCCGGAGGCAGAAGCCGAGUUCGACCGCGAAUUCGAGAAGAUGAUGGCGGAGAGCAUGGAAUCCCGCAAGUUCGAACGCAAGGGCGUGUUUGACAUACCUUUGCCAAUGAAGCGGUCGGGUCGUGAGGCCAUGCUCGAGAACACCCCAGUGGAGACGCCAAAACCCAUCGCGAACACCAUGGCGUUCUCUCUGAUGACCAAGAAGGGGAAUAAACAGCAGACUCGCACAAUCGACUUACCCUCCGAUUCCACCUUUGCAGUGGCCAUGAGAAGCCAGCAGCAAGCCGACCGAGAGGAGCAACAACGGAUCAAAAACCUCGUUCUCAACUACGAGAUGACCAACGAAACCGAGACCACCACCGAGGCCACCGAAAAACGAUCCCCUCAUCGCGACACCAGAAUGGACAAAGCAAGCACAAACCGAACCGCUUUCCGCUCCCGCAAGCUCCAGUUAAGCGACGUGAACUGGUAG
This is a messenger RNA of Aspergillus sclerotioniger CBS 115572, 4977 nucleotides long. RefSeq lists its product as uncharacterized. The transcript is spliced from 10 exons. Gene Ontology annotation, biological process: nuclear-transcribed mRNA catabolic process, nonsense-mediated decay. Gene Ontology annotation, cellular component: cytoplasm; exon-exon junction complex. The coding region runs from base 1 to 4977 and encodes 1658 amino acids. NCBI's taxonomy places the organism in Eukaryota, Fungi, Ascomycota, Eurotiomycetes, Eurotiales, Aspergillaceae. The record is from RefSeq and is a predicted model, not a curated record. Gene Ontology annotation, molecular function: RNA binding; protein binding.